Molecule: messenger RNA, 402 nt
Organism: Miscanthus lutarioriparius
Lineage: Eukaryota; Viridiplantae; Streptophyta; Magnoliopsida; Poales; Poaceae
Source: the annotation of a GenBank genome assembly
AUGGCCCUGGACAUGGACAGCGAGCCGCCCACGCCGACGACCCAGUCCUCCUACUUCUCGGGCUGCAUGGCCUCCCCAGCGUGGCUGCCGCCGGGCGUGCGCCGGAGCCCCGCGCGCUUCCAGCUGCUGGCCCGCGGGGACGACGCCGGCCGCGGCAGCGGCCGGCGCGCGUGGAGAGGGCUGCUCCGGCGGCUGGUGCGGGAGAGCAAAAGCAUCGUCUGCAGCAACGCCUGCAGGGCGCCCGUCGCGGCCACCUUCAAGUACGACGCCGACAGCUACGCCAAGAACUUCGACGACGGACGCUGGCACCGGCCCUGCGCCGCAGCUGCCGCUGGCUGUUGCCCCGCGCCGUCGCCGCUGUCGAGCCGCCGCCCGGUUGAUCAGUCCACAGGAGAGAGCUAG